CGUCCCAUUCGAAUAUUACCGCGGCGUUAGAUCGCCUCGUGGCAGUGCGUAGUCAAAUCGGCGACGAGGACUCGGGUUAAUUCGCGGAUAUCCACGCGUUUCACGUUCACAAAUCCCCCAUUCGGACGCGACAAAGCGAGAGCCGCGCAGCUGCGAGACUCGGUUUGAGACCGGUCAAGUACACGCACGCACCUCGGUGUCUUAAGUAGAGUAAAAAAAAAAAGAAAAGAAAACAGUCAAAUUUCGCGCCGCCACCAUGGUAUGUUCUAUCGAUGAUAUUGCUGACGAGCUACCGCCGGAACAAAUUGCCGUUCUGCGCAAAGCUUUCGAUAGCUUCGACAGUGGAAAAACCGGCAGCAUACCCACUGAAAUGGUGGCCGAUAUCCUUCGGCUAAUGGGACAGCCGUUCAACAAGAAAAUCUUGGACGAGCUCAUCGACGAGGUUGACGCCGACAAAUCUGGGCGGCUCGAAUUUGACGAAUUCGUCACGUUGGCAGCGAAAUUUAUUGUUGAGGAGGACGCGGAAGCGCUGGAAAAAGAGCUACGAGAAGCCUUCAGGCUUUACGACAAGGAAGGUAACGGCUACAUCCCAACGACAUGCCUACGCGAAAUCCUAAGGGAAUUGGACGAUCAACUGACGAAAGAAGAAUUGGACAUGAUGAUCGAGGAAAUCGACUCUGAUGGCUCCGGUACAGUUGAUUUUGACGAGUUUAUGGAGAUGAUGACCGGCGAAUAAUUAUCUUGAAUAAAUGGCGAACUCCUUUUGGAUGUAAAGACAUGCAACCAUGCGAUCACUAUACGUCUUGAAACUUGAAUCAUUCGCGUGUUUAUGAAGAAUCAACGCGCAUCGAAUUUACUCGCACAGAGAUAUUUUCCAUUACACGAUUAGUUUCGGAAAGCAAAUUCCCACCAUAGACGUCGCAUCGAAUGAAUUAUUUCCUGCUUUUAUACAUACGUCAUAUUUAUUAUAAAACAAUAAAUUCUACUUUCAUACACUUGCAUAAGGCUUGGAAUUUUUCAUUGAAAAAUCAGAAUAUUUAUUGUUAAUAAAACAAGAUAAAAGUCUUA
This is a messenger RNA of Wasmannia auropunctata (little fire ant), 1068 nucleotides long. RefSeq names its product troponin C, isoform 3 (gene TpnCI). The coding region runs from base 257 to 736 and encodes 159 amino acids. Lineage: Eukaryota; Metazoa; Arthropoda; Insecta; Hymenoptera; Formicidae. The transcript is spliced from 6 exons. Gene Ontology annotation, molecular function: enzyme regulator activity; calcium ion binding. The record is from RefSeq and is a predicted model, not a curated record.